AUCAAAUUAUUUGGUUAAAAAAAUUAUUUGGUUUUCGUUUGAUCUAUGAUGUGAAAAAAUACUAUGUCCUUCAAUCUUCUUCGUUUUAAACCAACGAUUCGGAUUAUAAAUCUGACUUAAAACUCCCAUCGUUUCUCAACCAUCAGUUCUCGUCGAACCUCCGUCCUUCUUAAACCCUAAGAUCUGACCGGUUAAGUCUCUAUAAAUGCAGAUGGGAAGUGAAGAGGCGAAGGAUCCAUGGAAAGGAGAAGAAUGGGGGAAUGAGAAUCAAACGAAGAAGAAGAAGAAGAAGCCAAGCUCUGGAGUGACGAGAGCAAGAAAACAGAUCCCGAGGGGACUUGAGGAGAAGUACGAAGCUUACUUCCUCCCUAGGAAGCCUUGGCCUAAGGCUCUUGCCUUCUAUGGAAGCUUUGUCCUCGGUGGGAUUGGUGCUGGUAUGCUUAUCGAGUCUUGGAUCAACAACAAAGUCAAAGAGGAUGGAGGAGUGAUAUGGGAGUUUGACAAGUGAAGCUGGAAAUAACUGGUGAAGUUGGAGAGGACGCAGAGAGAAUGCAAUUCAAAUAUGAAGUAACACUUGAGACUUGUGUAUAUGCAUCAGUUACAAAUUCCACCACACAAGAAUUAAUAUUUUAAUUCUAUUUGUCAAUGAAUAAUAUGAUUACCUUAACAAGGAGUCUCCGCCCUAUCAAAUCUGAUUUUUGCA
Messenger RNA from Brassica napus (rape), 703 nucleotides. RefSeq lists its product as uncharacterized. Lineage: Eukaryota; Viridiplantae; Streptophyta; Magnoliopsida; Brassicales; Brassicaceae. The record is from RefSeq and is a predicted model, not a curated record. The coding region runs from base 206 to 508 and encodes 100 amino acids. The transcript has 2 exons.